UUGUGUGGAGCUCGAGUUACUGCUCUAAUGUCAAUUUUAAGCAUAUAUACUUAAAAAUUGUUUUGUUUUUUAAAUUUUAUACAUAUACAGUUGGAUUUUGAUUAACUUGAAAAUUUAUAAAACUUAUAAAAUUAUAUUAAAAGCGUUAUAACAAGAAUACUGUACCUUUAACUAGAAGUUUAAGGUUAACAUUGCUCCUCGAGUGCAUUUAAAUUUUAACCGUUUUUCCGUUGUGGUCCUGCUGUCAAUUUUCUUUUUAAACAUCAUCAGAAUUUAAAAGUUGACAAUGGAUAUAUUGAACAAUAUUCUUGCAAAUGCUCCGCCUACAUUUUGGAAGAAAGGAAGAUUAGAAACCUUUGAAAAUUGGCCAUUUCAAUUAGCUAAUAAUAACUGUAAUGCAGAAAGAAUGGCAGCAGCAGGAUUUCAUUUUAUUGGAAAUAAGAAUGAGCCAGAUUUAGUUGGAUGUUUCAUUUGCUCUAAACAACUCGAUGGAUGGGAGCCAGAUGAUGAUCCUUGGGCGGAACAUGAAAAACAUCAAUCGUCUUGUGCUUUUGUGAAGCUGAAUAAACCAGAUGAAAUGCUGUGGACAAUAGAAGACUUAUACAGCCUACUUUUGGAAACUUUAAAAAAGGAUUUGGAAAAACAACAUAAUUUUGAAAUAAAUAAAUUCAACAACCAUGUGGAAGACUUAUUACAUCAAAUUCCGAAUGCUUGCAAAGGAUCAAGAAAAAGUCGAAAAAAUGCUUGAGAUAAAAUAGAUUACAAUUAAAUUUUUACUAUCAA
Molecule: messenger RNA, 783 nt
Organism: Leptopilina heterotoma
Lineage: Eukaryota; Metazoa; Arthropoda; Insecta; Hymenoptera; Figitidae
Gene: Det
Product: baculoviral IAP repeat-containing protein 5-like
Exons: 4
Coding region: 287-748 (153 amino acids)
Source: RefSeq, a predicted model, not a curated record